Molecule: messenger RNA, 638 nt
Organism: Carassius carassius (crucian carp)
Lineage: Eukaryota; Metazoa; Chordata; Actinopteri; Cypriniformes; Cyprinidae
Product: mpv17-like protein
Exons: 2
Cellular component (GO): cytoplasm; membrane
Source: RefSeq, a predicted model, not a curated record
UUUAUUCAUUUGUUCUUUGUUGAUCUCGUCUUCCACUCAGUGGGCGGGGCGAGCGGGGGUUCUGCGCAUGCGCAUCUCGAGCUCUCGGUCACCUCUCAAGUCUGACAGCAGCUCUAAUAUUUCCGCACAUAGAUAGACAAAUAAUGCAGCAGCGCUGAGAGUCAGUCCAUAUGUGAACUGUUCUCGGCUCGCAGUCGGGAAGGACGCCGCUGAGAUGCGCGACGCGCUGCUGACGCCCGUCAGACGCUUCCCGUGGGCGACCAACGUGACGCUGUACGGCUGCCUGUUCGCGGGCGGAGAUUUAGUUCACCAGCGCUUCUCGCGUAAAGAACGAGUGGACUGGACUCACACGAGAAAUGUGGCCGUAGUGGCAUUCGGUUUUCACGGAAACUUUAAUUUCUUUUGGAUGCGCUUUCUGGAGCGACGCUUCCCCGGUAACGCGCUGCGGCCGGUGCUGCGGAAGCUGCUGCUGGACCAGACGCUCGCCGCGCCGCUCGCCAUCAGCGCCUUCUACACAGGUGUGAGCUUCAUGGAGGGCAGAGAGGAGAUUCUGCAGGACUGGAGAGAGAAGUUCCUCAACACGUACAAGGUGAGUCUGAGCCGACGCGGGGGAAGGACACACACACAUAUGGGAGGCC